CACUCUGUCUGUCAGUCAGCCGGGCACCGGCAUGGAGCAGUACCGGGGGCAGCGCGCUCUGCUCACCGACCUCUAUCAGUUCACUAUGGCGUACGGCUACUGGCUCAGCGGGAGGCACCGGGAGCGGGCAGAGUUUGAGCUCUUCUUCCGGGAAGCUCCUUUCCAAGGCGGCUUCGCUCUGUUCUUUGGGCUGAGCGAUUGUGUGACUUACCUGCAGGACUUCAGCUUCUCACCCAGCGAUAUUACGUACCUCCAAUCCAUCAUGGCCGACAACGUGGACAAGAAAUUCUAUGAAUAUCUGCAGACUGUGGAUGCUUCAGAAGUCACUUUAUCCUCCUUUCAAGAGGGCUCCGUAGUGUUUGCCAGAGAGCCACUGAUAAAGGUGACCGGUCCUCUGCUGGUUGUGCAGCUGUUGGAAACUACACUGCUGGCGCUAGUAAAUUAUGCCAGCCUUGUUGGUACAAAUGCUGCAAGAUUUCGCCUGGCAGCCGGCCCCCACAAGAAGCUGGUGGAGAUGGGCUUGCGAAGAGCGCAGGGUCCAGAUGGGGGCUUCUCUGCUUCCAAAUACUCUUACCUGGGAGGCUUUGAUGCGACCAGUAAUGUCCUGGCUGGGAAACUCUGCGGAAUUCCGGUGUCUGGGACCGUAGCUCAUUCCUACGUAUCCUCUUUCACCUCUCCUGAUGAAGUGCAUUGUAGGCUGGUGCAGGUGAAUGAGAAUCCCUGUAUGAAACUGAGUGAAGACCUGGAAAAAAUGACCAUCCCAGGGAGCAAAGAUGUUUACCGGUUAUAUGACAGUACUGGUUAUCCAUUCUUGGAUCUGCUGGCACUGGAGGGAGAACCUCAGACGACCCUUGACCAGGAAGUUGAAUUCCACCAAGUGGGCACAGUCACUGAAACUGUGAGAGUGACGCCAAUCAGAGCUGAGCGCCAGCACAUUGUGUACUUUAAACACGGCCAGCGACUCAAUCAUGAAAGCAUUGCGAGUAUUGAGCUUAUCCGAACUCAUGCCCAGGAGUCUUUAAACAAGUUCAGCCAAGGACACCUGAACCUGGACGACCCACAGCCUUAUAAAGUUGCCGUCACUGAGAAGCUGCACGGUUUGCUGACAAGCCUCAGAAGAGCAAAUAGUCUUCAGUAAAUUUCUCUUCGCUGCUGACUAAAAACUGUACACACUUCUGUACCACAAGUAGUCGUCCUCUCCUCAAUGCCAGCCACAAACAAGACGUGUGAAAGGUCUGGUUCUCAUCUGCUUUUUCUAGGGGACACAAAUUACCUCAGGAUCUGGAGUCCGUUCUGUCUUCCAGAGAAGUCAUGUAGCUUUCUAAACUGGAACCCAGUAGAACUUUCCGUUGAAAGGAUUCAGUAUGUUUGAAGGAUCUGUGCCAACUGUAGCUGUGUCCUGAGAUCGGAUAGUCUAUCGCAGUACUAGUGCAAGUAUUAAACUCUCUUCAUUUCAGUCCCAACGCCUCUCUUUGUAAAGGUCUUGUAUUUUGCAAGACUUAUUGAGUAACAUUUGCACAUUUUUCUUUAAUGUGAUAAUUACCUGCGAUAAAACAGCUGCCACUAAUAAAGUGUUUUCACGUGUGUGUUUACAAGUAA
Bombina bombina (fire-bellied toad) is the source of this 1599-nucleotide messenger RNA. It is a transcript of the gene NAPRT, whose product is annotated as nicotinate phosphoribosyltransferase. Gene Ontology annotation, molecular function: nicotinate phosphoribosyltransferase activity. The coding region runs from base 32 to 1138 and encodes 368 amino acids. Gene Ontology annotation, biological process: NAD+ biosynthetic process. The record is from RefSeq and is a predicted model, not a curated record. Lineage: Eukaryota; Metazoa; Chordata; Amphibia; Anura; Bombinatoridae. The transcript is spliced from 9 exons.